Molecule: messenger RNA, 3198 nt
Organism: Rotaria socialis
Lineage: Eukaryota; Metazoa; Rotifera; Eurotatoria; Philodinida; Philodinidae
Source: the annotation of a GenBank genome assembly
AUGUUGAAAGGAGGAUCAUUACCUUCACCGAUUAUUACUCCGUUAUCAUCAAGCCCACUUUCAUCGAAAAAUAAAAUUCACACGCAAACUUUUGUUGAAAUUCGAUCAGAUAUUCCAAAUGUAAGAAUUUAUUUUACUGUUGACGGUACAAAACCAGACCCAUUUCAAACAUUUCGAACUGGCUCUAUUUCGACAUAUCUUUACCGUGGAGCAUUUCGUCUUGGAUCAGGACGACGUGUAGUAAAAGCAAUUGCUGUUACGCAAAAUGGAUUACGUGAAAGUAAUAUAAUUACGAAAUUUCUUGAUGUAAACGAUAAAUAUUCGGAAAAUUAUGAUGAUAGUCCUAAUGAAUAUUCGGAUAAUGAUCAAAGUUUAGCAGAUCAAUAUCAAUCAAAUCAGUGUAAAAAUGAUCUGGACCGAUCUAAAUGGGAGGACGAUUUUCAUCUCCAAAGUAAUAUUGAAGGUCCAAUUUGGCCUGUGAAUUAUGCUGGUACGCAAAUUGAUCAUUCGUGCACACCCGAACAGGAUUGGAUCGAACCGAAUCGGAAUUCUCAGUAUGACUAUAUGAGAGAACAGAUGGUUGAACGUUUACCGCCACCGCCUCCACCGCCAGUACUACCACCGCCAAAUCGUAUUAUAGACGUAACCUAUGAAGAAGAAAAUUUUUGGGAUCGAAAAAUAAAACCAUUGAGUCCUGGAAAUGGAAAUUGGAAAAAAACACUUGACCAUAUUUUCUUAAAUGUUUAUAAUUAUGUCAAAGAUGAACGAGAACUACGUGAAAUUUUUGGUUGGAAAACCUUUGGACGAAUUGAAACAAUUCGUCUUAUAGACAAAGGUAGUACUUAUCAAGUAUUAGCAACCUUUAAAAAACCUCUUGGUGAACAAACGCCCUAUGAAGAACCGCCACUACUACUACCAGUGCCUAAUAGAAAACGUUCUUCCAAGCAUCGAUCUAAAAAACGAACACGAACACCACCUGGUGUCGAAGACGAAAGGCCUAGUCGACAUAAUCAUUCCUUAAAACUACAGGAUACCGAUGAAGAAAGAUCAACACGACAUAAUCGUUCAUUAAGACAACCGGACAUUGAUGAAGAAAAAUCGAUUCGAUCUAAUCAUUCAUUUAGGCCGCCCAUUCGUCACGAAGAAUCUAUUCGUGAAGAAGAACGACAAACACCAAGAAUAUAUACUGAAGAAAUAGUGCAACAGGGAACGCUUAUUCCAUAUCCUCAUUUUAAUGUUCAACAAGAUUGUGAAAAUCUUCGUAAAUCAAUGAAAGGUCUUGGAACAGAUGAAGACAUGCUUAUACACAUACUCGGCAAUCGUAGUCAUGAUCAACGUGUAAACAUUCGCGAUACAUACAAAAGCAUGUUUGGAAAAGAUUUAGAGAGAGAUGUAAAAGGAGAUACAUCAGGAAAUUUUUGUAAACUUUUAAGAAGUCUUCUCUAUGCUCCAGUUGAAUAUGAUUGUCAUGAAUUAUAUCGAGCUAUUAAAGGAUUGGGUACAAGUGAAGAAGCGCUAAUUGAAAUCUUAGCUAGUCGAUCAAACAAACGUCUACGAGAUAUUAAUAAUUUAUAUCCUAAACUGUUUAAGCAGUCGCUUGAAGAAAAUAUUGUAAAUGAUACAAGUGGCUAUUUUAAAAAGUUGUUAGUUGCACUCGUACAAGGUCAACGUCCAGAAUCGAAUCGAAUCAAUGAACAGGAAGUUAACAAAGACGCUAAAGAAUUAUAUGACUCUGGUGAAAAUAAAUGGGGAACUGAUGAAUCGAAAUUUAUUCAAAUUCUUUGCAAUCGAAGUGAUGUACAAUUAAAAGCUAUUUUCGAAGCUUAUCAUCAAUUUAGUAAGAGAGACAUUGAAGCAGACAUUAAAUCUGAAACAAGCGGAAGUUUACGUAAUGGUUUGCUAGCAAUAGUUGGUGUUAUGCGCAAUCGACCAGGUUUCUUUGUAUCUCAAUUGAAAAAAGCACUUAAGGGUGCGGGUACGAAUGAAGAUGAAUUAAAUCGUGUAAUUAUAUCUCGUUGUGAAGUUGAUAUGAUUCAAAUAAAAGAAGAAUAUGAAAAUACAAUGAAACGCUCGCUAGAAGAUCAUGUUCAGAGUGAUACAAGUGGAGAUUAUCGAAAAGUUCUUCUUGAACUAUUAAAAUCUCCAAAUCAGAGAACUCAAAAACCUGGAAAGAAAAAAUAUGAAGAUGAAAAUUUAUCUGAUUAUGAACAACCUGAAAUUUAUGAAGAAGAGAUUGUUCAACAAGGAACAAUGACAGCAGCAAAAAAUUUCGAUGCCAUUCGUGACGCUGAUGCAUUACGGAAAGCAAUGAAAGGAGCUGGUACCGAUGAGAAAACGAUCAUAAGUAUUUUGGGUAAUCGUGAUACAAGCCAACGAUUAGAAAUAAAAGCUGCAUUCAAAAAUAAACAUAACCGUGAUUUAGUUGCGGAUUUGAAGUCUGAAACGUCGGGAAAUUUCUCUAAACUCCUUGAAAAAUUAUUGUUAGACCCAGUUGAACUUGAUUGUUCAGAAUUAAAACAAGUUGUGAAAGGUGUUGGCACCGAUGAAGAAGCAAUGAUUGAAAUUUUAGCAAGCCGCAGUAAUAAAAGAAUAAGAUCAAUUAAUGAAACAUAUAGUAAAAUGUUUGGAAAAACAUUAGAAAAAGAUGUUAAAUCCGAUACAAGCGGAGACUUUCGUCGUCUACUAGUAUCACUUAUGCAAGGACAUCGUCCUGAAACAACGAAAGUUAAUGCUGAUCGAGCUAAACAAGAUGCCCAAUCAUUAAUUGAUGCCAGUUCUGAUAAAUUUGGAACAGAUAAAGCAAAAUUUAAUGAAUUAUUUUGUAACAGAAGUGAUUCUGAAUUGAAAGCUAUAUUUAAUCAAUUUGCUGAACUAACUGGAAAAUCGAUUGAGGAAAUUGUUAAAAAAGAAACAAGCGGUGACAUUCAAAAAGGUAUUUUAGCUAUUAUACGGUGCAUACGAAGUCGUCCACAUUUUUUUGCGGAACAAUUACAGAAAGCUAUGAAAGGUUUUGGUACCAAAGAAGCAACGUUGAAUCGAAUAAUAAUAACACGUUCAGAAAUUGAUCUUGUUCAAAUUAAAGUCGCAUAUAAACAUCUAUACAAUUGUGAAUUAGAACGUGAUAUUAGUGCAGAUACAAGUGGAGAUUAUAAAAAAUUACUUUUAGAAAUAUUCAAAGAUCCGUCGCAACGUAAUUAA